CGGAACAACAGAGCAACUGGCAGGCUGGUUAUUUCCAGCGUCGGUGGUGGUGCAGCAGAGCAGAGCGGACCCUGGACUGACCGCAGCUGAGUCCGCACACACACACACACACACACCACCUGUCUGUCUCUCUGUCUGUCUGCACGCACACCGCAGACAGUUCAGUCAGUGCUCCCGCACACAGACAUGAGCAUCCAGAGCGCAUCUGCGGCUGAAAUCUGCGUGAUCUGAACGGGAGGGAUGUUGAGCACUGCAGCAGACAUGCCGGGCCCGCUCCACAUCACACUCAUCGCUCUUCUGGCCAGCUGUGAUGCCUUCAGAUUGGGUUCUUCCCAGCGCAUCAUACCCCUCAGUCCUCCAGUUGCCCGUCUAUUCCAGGAUGAAGGCGCAGCCCAGCCACACUUCAUCCAGGAAUUAGUCAGAACCAAACGCCACUCCGUCCAAGAGUUAGUGCGUGCACAGCCUCAUCUGGUUCAUGACAUGGGCUGGCCAGAGAUACAUGAAACAUCCCGUUCUCAGGGCAAGAUGGACUCUGCUAACUUCUCUCAGUUAAACCCGCCAUCAUCCGCCAGUCAGGAUGUAGCCAGGACCCGAGACGCUUUGGAUGAAAACCAAGAUGUGGAAGACGAGAUGGAGCGCAUGGUUCAUCUGGCUAUUCCCCAGGAUACAGAAAGCUACAGGGGACACCUAGACUCCACUGACCCAGAGAAGGAGCUUAUCAGUGGGCCCGGAGCUGGCGAUGCCUCCCUGGAGGCCUCAGGCUUCUAUGGAACGGACAUGGAGGACAGAGACAGAGGAGAGGAGGGAGUAGAGGACAGAGAGAGAAGAGGAGGAGAAGACGAGUGGGAGAGAGACGCAGAGAGGAGAGGAGGAGACGUCAGAGGAGAGGAAGAAGAGAGGGGAGGAGGAACAGACGAUGGAGAUGUUCGUGUACUGGAUGCAUUAGAGGCUAACCACACAACCCCAGAUCUGGACGCUCUGAUUGGCUACAGUCCAUCGUUCAACCCCUCCAGUUCGCAGCAGCCUCGUUUAUUCUCCCCAGAUGAGAUGCAUGAUUCUGGGCUACAGGAGCAUCGUGCAUCCCCGGUCCUGGAGGUGGGUCCUCUAGAGAGAGAGCUGUGGGAGGCAGAGGGGGAGGAAGAUGGUCACGCCAGUGGCUAUGGAGACCUUCACUCCUCCAUUACGACAACCGUCGCUACAUCUACUGCUACUUCAGCUGCUGCUGCUGCUGGUGGAGACACUGAGGGAACUGCCACCCCUGAGACGGACACGGGGACAGACUUUGGACUGCUGGGAAGUUAUAUACCUGGGAAAGAUGAAACAGAGGACGAAGAGACGGAGAGGGAGGAGGAGGAAGACGAAGAAAUUGGGCUGGCACACAAAGGCGUUUUUACCCAGAAUCCCACUGUACCAGAGAUUGGCAUGGCUCCCAGCAGACAGCCUCUGCAGCCCAGCGUGGAGGAAGAGGAGGAGCUGGAGCAGGGAAGAGACGAGUUCAAAGGCGUUGGACUGAGCGACAGGAGUGACGAGGUGGAGGAGGAGGAAUGGAGAAAGAUGGAGAAAGAGGGAAUCAGACACAUCAUCCCGCUCACCACGGAUCCCUCUGCCACCGUCGGCUUCACCGACCCCUCCUGGGAUUGGUUGGACAAGACCACGCCCCAGCCGGCCCAGAGGUCAGAGGUCAGGGGAGGUGGGAUCACAGAGGUCUUCUUACCGGACAGUGAUUUUGAUGACAUGGAGGAGCCACAGCAGGUCAUGUGUGUAAACUGGAGCGAGCUGGCUGGACGAGGAUACGUCAUCCUCCACAUGACGCAAAACUUGAACUGUGAGGAGUUUCGUGCAGACCAGGGCGUACGGUUGCUGAAGAUCAUGGAGCGAGUGUUUGCUCGAAGAAUGAAAAGCCCAGAGGGAUCAUGGGAACUCUAUCUCAGCAAGCCUACACACCAGCAACACCAGCUGCUGAUGAACGUGGCAUCUGCGCACGGAGUGAUAGAUACCAAGGACGUGCUGGGCAUGCUGGGAGAAAUCAGGAAAAGUUUGAAUAAGGUGGGCAUCCAGAACUACAGCGAGGCCAGUAGUUGCCAGUCUCGGCCCAGUCAAACACGCAGCGACUACGGCAAGCUGUUUGUGGUUCUGGUGAUCAUCGGCUCCGUCUGCAUGGUCAUCAUCACAUCUGGAUUUAUUUACAUCUGCUGGCAACGACGACUGCCUGCGACCAAGACUACGUUCCGCGCCGAGGAACUUCACUUUGUGGAGAACGGUUGCCACGACAACCCCACGCUGGACGUGGCCAAUGACAGCCAGCCUGAGAUGCAGGAGAAAAAGCCGAGUACCAACGGGCUGGCGGGGGGAGGAGAAGGAGGCGGGGAGGACAGCAAUCGCUGGCAGGUCUUUGUCAAUCAAGCAGCGACUGAAGAGGAAGAAGAGGAGCAGGACACACAUCUCUGAUGGACGAAGAGGAAGAAGAGGAGACAGGUUAUGAAGGGUGAGCGUCUUUGAUAGACAGAUGAUGAGUGGAGCCGAGAGGGAAGAAGAAGAUGACGAGGAGGAAGAAUACGAAAUGUCUUUGGUGGAGACGAGGAUAAAGAAAGGAGAGACAGAGGUAGUUGAUGGAAGUUAAAAGGUCUAAAUCCAGAGUAACAGAUGUGUUCUCCAGCCAGAGUUAAGCUGAUUGAGGCGAGGAGGAGUCACUGUCAUCAUGCACAUCAGACACGGUAUACGCUUUAAAUUUCAACUUCUCUUAGGAUGUCCACCUUUUCAAACGGUUAGUUGGACUUCAUAGCUACAUGCCCCAACUUAGAGAAUAUCAUCAUUACAUGAUAACACAUCUGUUUAGUGUGCCUUAUGCUUUAGCUUUUUUAUGCUGUGGCUGUACGAGACAUGGAAAAUAAAACAGGAAAUGGAAAAUCCGAGCAGAAAGCACCUUUAAUGUUUGAAUGUAAAGAAGCUUUUAAAGUUUGAAGCAUCGGCAGCUCCAGUUAAUAUUUUAUUUCACAUUAAGCCGAAUUCUUUGACAAAAUGGCCCCAACUGGUAGCAGGAAACUAAAAUAAUAAUCUAUUCCCCAGGCUGAAAAUAGGUAUAAUACUCAAGAAAACAUUGUUUACAUUGAAUGCCUGUGGUGGAACGUAACUUAGUACAUUUACUCAAGUAUUGUACUUCAGAACAUUUGUAUUUUACUUGAGUAUUUUAAUUUUCUGCUACUUUAUACUUUUCUUUCUCCACAACAUUUACCUGUAAGCUUGAGUUAUUAGCCAUUUUACAUACAAAACAUAUGAGGAGCUUACAGAAAAGAUGAAACUACCCAUCAGUGUAUGAAGUAAAGUUAGUAAAAAUUGCUUUAUUUCGAACAGUAAAAAUCUUAUUUACACAUUAAUCCAUUGUUAAUCCAAUACUGCUUAAUAGCAUAACACUUCCUCCAUUCUUCCAUUCUACCAGUACUUCUGUACUUUUACUUAAGUAACAUUUUGAAUGUAAAAUUUUUACUACCGAGUAUUUUCACAGUGUGGUAUUGUUAAUUUUACUUAAAGUAAAAGGUCAGAAUACUUCUUCCCACUCUGGUGAUUACUCAAACGCCGCAGCAGUAUCGCUGACAGCAACAACAAAUUCAAAAGUCUAAUCAGGAUUGAUGAGCGUGGUUUCACCUCGAUGUCUGACAACAGUGAUUCUUCUUAGCUACUCUGAAAAGGAAGUAUAGCCCGUAGCAACUUUGAAACUAAGGUUUUGGCACUUUAUCGAUAGUGACUAUCAUCAUUGAAAUGCUGCAUCAUGUUAAAUGUAUUACAUACAGUGACUAAAAUAUCUCUAUUUUGCUCAUAGGAAUGGUUGUAACCGCUGAGGAUGUUUACUGUACACUCUACAACCAGUCAUGUGAUUGCUAUACUUACGUCCUGUUAGCCUAAUAUGCUUUUUAUAAUAGUGUUGGAAUGGCUGCUGUAUGCUCCUGGCUAACUCUUGAGGCUAUGACACAUGGGCAACAUUUAGAGGCUAAAACCACAAACAAGUAGCUAAUUACACAGUGCUGGAGUCAAGUCACCAAACCCCAAGUCCAAGUCAAGACCCAACUCUUUCAUAUUUUCAUGUCGAAGUCUCAGUUCGGAUCAUUAUGGUCAUGUCCGAGUCAUUGUGGCACGUCCAAGUCAACAAAGGAAAUCAUCACUUCAGACAUACCAUAGUCAU
Molecule: messenger RNA, 4177 nt
Organism: Larimichthys crocea (large yellow croaker)
Lineage: Eukaryota; Metazoa; Chordata; Actinopteri; Sciaenidae
Gene: podxl2
Product: podocalyxin-like 2
Exons: 13
Coding region: 241-2448 (735 amino acids)
Biological process (GO): leukocyte tethering or rolling
Source: RefSeq, a predicted model, not a curated record